ACUCAUCUCAGGGACGUGUCGCGGCCAGUGGCAGCAUGGAGUGGAUUGAGGUCGGUGCCCUUCGCCUCACUUUGUUGGGGAAGAAGCAGCAAGAGUUGGCCAAGAAAAAAGAGAUGAUGGAAACAGGAACACGACGCCUUCAAAGCGAUUCCGAAGGCUCUGAGACAGACAGUGAAGCUGACCAAGCUUGCUGCAAAGGGGCUGAAGUCCGCCGGAAGGCAAUGCGAGAAGCAAUGCUAGGGCAGAAGAGAAAGAAUUCCAAGGCUAGAACUGUGCAGCCAAAAAGUGCACAAGUGCGCCCCACUGCAACGGUCUUGGGAAAUCCUCCCCUCCAUGAGAUACCGACUGCUCACCCCAUGGAUGCCGGGGAUGCUUCAGCUCAAAAUCGCGUGGUUCUUACUCCACGUGAAGAUGAGGAAGCUACUCUUGCUCCAAGCUCAAGCAGGCCUGGAAGAGCUCAGGGAGAAGCUGCUGAUGGCCCUCAAAAGAAGCGAAAACAGGAGCCCCUGCCAGAAGCCAAAGAUGCCAAAGUCCAGUGGGAAUUCUCGCGGAAAGUGUCAAGAUUUUUGGAAUCAAUUCAGCAGAGUCGCAGUAGUCGCAGUAAUCAAGAAGUCAAAGUGGAGGCAACCGACUCUCUAAGUUCUACGGGCAAGACAGGCACUGCUAAUUCAACUUGUGACCCUGAGUUGACCACUGCGCAGCUUCCAAGGAUGGAUACUGCUGAGGAUCUCCAGGCUAAUCGGACUGCAGCCUCCAGAGAACUUGCGGACAAACAACUCCGAAUGUUGUUUGAGCUGAGGACAAGAAAUUUGGAGACAAAACUGGCCGAUGAGCAAGAAAAGCGCGAGGCCGCUGAGAAAAAGUGCACAGCUUUGCAAGAGCAGGUGGAGACAUUGUCGGGGAAAGUUUCUGAGUUGGAAGCGCAGUUGCAGAUGCAGAAGACUGUUUCUGGACUGAGCCCUGGUGUAACAUGGCAAUACGAAGUAGAUGACCGUUGGGAAGCGUUUGCACCUGAGGCAAAUGAACAUAUGAACCAAGCAUACCUCAAGUACGUUAGAGGGAUUCCUGACAGCCGAUAUGCCACCAUCAAUUCAGGUGGAGUGGCCCGGUUGGUGGAUUUUGAAGAGAGGCAGCAGAAACACCUAAGGACUGGAAAGACUCGCCAAAUCCGCAUCUUACCUGGGGUGCCUUCCCAGUGGGAGACACCAACACCAGAGUUGCUUCAGCAAGGGAACGAUUUGCGAUCCUUCUACAUCGAAGUCACAGACCACACGAUUUGGAACUCAAUUCGCUACAUUCUUCAAAAUACUGGUCAUGCAUGGGACCAGACGAAAGAUUGUUCCUGCAUGGGCUGGGCAGAAGUGAAGUCUGUGCAUCGCAUUGAGAACAUGGUUCUUUGGCAUCGAUACAAAAGGCGGCUGGAUACCAUGCGACAGGACCAUGCCACCAGCAACGUUUCAGUUGGUUCGGCAGACUUGGACCUGGACGGCUAUGGCAACAUCAUGGCCCAAUCUCAACAGACCUUCGACUGCGGUGAGGUCUUGGCUCUUGAUGUUGAUGAGAAGAUCUUGUUGCAUGGCACCUCUUGGCACAAUGCAAAUUCCAUUGUCAGAGAAGGCUUUGACCAUCGAACUUGUCAGAGUGCUUUCUACGGCGCUGGUGUUUACUUUGCGUGCGCAGCAUGCAAAUCUCAUCAAUACACGUGUGACCAGCAGCACAAAAUCAAAAAGUGCUGUCAGUGCCAAUGUGAUAGGACAGUGAUCAUUGCCCGUGUGGCACUUGGUGAUUCCUAUGUUGCAACCGAAACCAGGAAGAACGAAAGGAGGCCACCAGUCAGAAGUGAUUUAUCUGGCACCUAUGACUCCAUUGUUGUGAAGCCCGGCAUGAUCAAGGGCCAUCACAAGCAGCAGAUUCAUCAAGAGUACGUGACCUUUGAUAAGGAACAGGCUUACCCCUGCUACGUGGUGCAGUACUCUGUCUGAACAUCGACAGUUGAGAUUUGAACUCUGAAGGAGUGCUUUUCUCCAGCCUGCGGCAAGCGUCAAAA
Molecule: messenger RNA, 2047 nt
Organism: Cladocopium goreaui
Lineage: Eukaryota; Dinophyceae; Suessiales; Symbiodiniaceae
Source: the annotation of a GenBank genome assembly